Molecule: messenger RNA, 1181 nt
Organism: Dermacentor silvarum
Lineage: Eukaryota; Metazoa; Arthropoda; Arachnida; Ixodida; Ixodidae
Product: cuticle protein 10.9-like
Exons: 3
Coding region: 561-1136 (191 amino acids)
Cellular component (GO): chitin-based extracellular matrix
Molecular function (GO): structural constituent of chitin-based larval cuticle
Source: RefSeq, a predicted model, not a curated record
UUUUCUUCUUUUGUUUUUCCUCGUUUCCUAACGUGGAUCGGCUGCAGUGGCAGGGAGAAAUUCCGAGCGUCCUCUAAUUUGAAAGUCUAAUGACCGCACGAGCUUCAUACCUGUUCCAGGCGUCCGGAAUGGCACUCGCAGAAAGGUGGCUUCUCCGCAUCAUCGCAGGAGGAGGAGAAGACGCACCGUACCGUUAGCAGAUUUCUGUAUUGUCCCCGAGCGUGUUAUACAUCAGAACCACCUCAGAAGGAUCACCACGAACGCCAAGGUCGGUUAAUGCGCCCGACCUGCGCUGCUGACGCCGAGAAAGGAAUUUGGUCUCACUCGUUCAAGGCCCUGCCGAGGAAGUGGGCGACCCAAUAUAUUUUAGAACAAGAAAAAAAGCUAAACAAUCCCUUCGUUUUUAAACACUCUGCCAUUCUUCGUUUUUAAUCGAGCUUGUGUCCAGCUGAUGCUCGGCGCGCUCUCUCAAUCUCCCUCUCUCCAAGUGAAGUGUCUAGGCUUGCAUUGGUUGCAUUUCGGCGCGUCCACGACAUGCUAUCACGACCGGUGAGGCGCGAAUGAACACUGCAAGUGACUUCGUGGUCCUGGUGAGCGAAAGGCGGCACUCGGCGGUCGCUCGUUCGAGGAUAUCGACAGCGCGACUUACCAAAAAGAAGGAUGCUUCUAAAGUGUCUGCUGCGCUGGUUCAGGGUCAUCUCGUGAGGAGGGCAGCCGAUGACAAUGACCCGGACGUUCCGUACUCUGUCAACUACGACCACACGGACGAGCACGGUACGCGCAUCUACAGGCUGGAGAUCACGGACGCCGACAACGUGCGGAUGGGCACGUACGGUUACAUGGACGCGAAGGGCCUGUACCGCCAGGUGCACUACCUGGCUGACGCCACGGGCUUCCACGUGUUCGUCUGCACCAACGAACCCGGCACCGAGACCUCCUACCCCGCCGACGCAGUUAUACACAUGCACCACUGGGAGAAGGUUGAACCGGAUUCUACGCUCGGAAGGCUGCUCGCCAGGCUGCCGCCAGUCACUCCACCGACGACUGUUGUCGCUGACGGCGAGAGAAAGAAGAAAAGGGUGCCGCAGAAGCACGGCAAUGCCAAGAUUGUACAGAGCGACGAUGCCAAACUGUAAAUUACGUGCCACGGCUGUCAACUGGGAGCUCGCAAUGACGUGAAA